Molecule: messenger RNA, 4155 nt
Organism: Populus euphratica (Euphrates poplar)
Lineage: Eukaryota; Viridiplantae; Streptophyta; Magnoliopsida; Malpighiales; Salicaceae
Gene: EDM2
Product: ENHANCED DOWNY MILDEW 2
Exons: 18
Coding region: 261-3995 (1244 amino acids)
Source: RefSeq, a predicted model, not a curated record
AUCAUUAAAAUAGGGUUAUUCUCCACCCGGCAAGAAACUUGCGAGGCUUUCUUGCUGUCCCCGGUUGUCUUCGGCUAUCAAAGUCUCUAUUCGAUUUCAACUAUGCCAGUGUUGAUAGUUUAGGUUUUAAUUUGUAUAAUUUCAACUUGAUUUUCCGCUAUUAUUAUUAAAUUGCAGUAAAAUAGGGUUCAAGAAUAGAAACCUAAUUCAUGUCUUUGGGCGUACAAGAAAUGAAUUUAUGUGAUUGUUGGUUGUAGGGCAUGGCUUCAUCGGAAGACGAGGCGGAUACUCUGCCGGAGUCUGUGUCAACCUAUUAUUUUGCAGAUGAUAAAGAUGAGCCUAUUUCAUUCUCUUUGUUACCAAUUAGAUGGAGGGAAAGCAAUAAUUUUGACGAUGGGAAGAAAAACCACAUGAUUUUCUUGAAAGGGAGUGUGGACAAUGGGCUCCGCACCAUAUACAAGCAAGUCAUAGCGUGGAAGUUUGAUUUGUCCAACGCAACACCGCAGAUAUCAGUGCUUACUAAGGAGAAAUGCUGGAUGGAACUCGGAAAACCGAGAAAGAGCUAUGAGAUAAUUAUUAGGACGGUACUGAUUACCGUGCAUUGCCUUCAUUUUGCAAGGUGGAACCCAGAAGCAUCCGGGAAAUCCGUGUGGGAUUACCUGUCAAGAACUUUCAGUUUGUAUGAGCACAGACCAUCUCUGAACGAUUUGGUGGACCACUUGGAUUUAAUCGGUGAAGCUGUUCGAAGAGAAAACUCCUUAGCAAAAUGCAAGUUCUUACUCAAUUUUCUUGGGGAGAAGCCAAGGAAAAAGAUGCUGUCUGAUGAGGAUUUUCAAGCUGCAACAAUGUCUGCAUUCAUAGUCGAUGAUAACUUUGAAGAUUUAGAAGAAGAUGAAUCCAAUGACGAGGACGAACUAUUUGAUUCUGUUUGUGCAUUUUGUGAUAAUGGCGGCAACCUUUUAUGUUGUGAAGGGAGUUGCUUGAGGUCGUUUCAUGCAACUGUAGAGGCUGGUGAAGAAUCUGCUUGCGAGUCUCUUGGCUUUACUAAUAGGGAAGUUGAAGCAAUGCAGAGUUUUUUUUGUAAGAACUGCAAAUUUAAGCAGCAUCAAUGUUUUGCCUGUGGAAAGUUAGGUUCAUCUGAUAAAUUUUCUGGUGCUGAGGUCUUUCGAUGUGCUAAUGCAACCUGUGGCCAUUUUUAUCACCCGCAUUGUGCUGCAACAAUGCUCCAUCGAGAGGACAAAGUUGCUGCUGAGGAACUUCGGAAAAAGAUUGCUGCUGGGGAGAGUUUUGCAUGUCCCAUUCAUAAGUGCUGCAUUUGUAAACAAGUAGAGGAUAAGAAGAAAUGUGAUUUGCAGUUCGCUGUGUGCAGGCGGUGUCCAACAUCAUACCACCAGAAAUGCCUGCCAAAAGAGAUAGUUUUUGAAAAUGAAGCAGAUGAAGAUACUAUAGCAAGGGCCUGGCAGAAUCUAUUACCUAACCGUAUACUGAUUUAUUGCUUGAAACAUGACAUAAUUGAAGACAUUGGAACUCCAGUAAGAGAUCACAUACGGUUCCCUGAUGUUGGAGAAAAGAAUACUGCCGCUAAAGUACAGAAAAGAAAGACAUCUGAGCUUCCUGCAAAUGAAGAGGAAAGUUUGUCAAAGAAAAAGAGGCUUACCUCAGAAGAAUCAUUUUCAGGAACAUUUUGUACUAGAGCAUCCAAAGUGAUGUCUUCUUCUGCAAAAAUCGUUAAAAUUACCAAUGACAGUGAACAGAUAUCAUCUGAAUCAAAUUCACUGGGGAAAAUGAGAAUGAAUAAUCCAUCCAGAAAGUCUUUAAGGGAAAAUACAAAGUCUGCUUCAUCAGAGGUGGAGAGGUCUACAACAGCCAACGUAAACAAGACCUCAUUGGGUGACAAGCUAUAUGCCUUCAUGACUAACAAGUCCGGAAAAGCAAAGCUCAGGAAGCAGGAUAUUUUUGGCAGUGAACUUGAUAAAUCUUUGUCUGUUAAGUCUGUUGCAAAGAAGUUAACCAGUGAACUGCCUUCAUUGGAUGCUGAUACACAAAGGAGGCUUUUAGCUUUAGUGAAAGAGGCUGCGUCAUCAAUAACCUUGGAUAAUGUUAUAAAAAAGCAUGAAGUUCCAUCUACACACGUGCACUCCUCAAAAAAUGUCGUGGACAAAAACAUUACAUUGGGAAAGGUGGAGGGUACUGUUGAGGCUGUUAGGACAGCUCUAAAAAAGCUGGAAGAAAAAUGCAGCAUUGAAGAUGCUAAAGCUGUUUGUGAACCGGAUGUUCUGAACCAGGUGUUUAAAUGGAAGAACAAGCUGAAAGUGUAUCUUGCACCAUUUCUGUACGGUAUGCGCUAUACAUCCUUUGGUCGCCAUUUUACCAAAGUAGAGAAACUUAUGGAGAUUGCUGAUAUUCUCCGUUGGUAUGUUGAAAAUGGCGAUAUGAUUGUCGAUUUCUGCUGUGGUGCUAAUGAUUUCAGUUGCAUUAUGAAAAAGAAGCUUGAAGAGAUGGGAAAGAAGUGCUCAUACAAAAACUACGAUGUUAUUCAGCCAAAGAAUGACUUUAAUUUUGAGAAGAGAGAUUGGAUGACUGUUUGUCCAGAUGAGCUGCCAAAAAAGGGUUCGCAGUUGAUUAUGGGACUGAAUCCUCCUUUUGGAGUUAAAGCAGCCUUGGCUAACAAGUUCAUUGACAAGGCUCUUCAGUUUAAACCCAAACUCCUUAUUCUUAUUGUUCCACCAGAAACAGAGAGGUUAGACAAAAAGAAACCUUACGAUUUAGUCUGGGAGAAUGAUCACUUUUUGUCAGGGAAGUCAUUCUAUCUGCCUGGGUCUGUUAAUGAGAAUGACAAGCAAAUGGAUCAGUGGAAUGUGACUGCGCCACCUCUUUAUCUUUGGAGCCGGCAUGAGUGGAGUGCAAAACACAAGGCAAUAGCUCAAAAGCAUGGUCAUCCGUUCAGGCAACAAGAAAUAUCAAAUUUGGACAAAAACCACUUUGAAACAAAAACCCCUGAUCCUGUUAAUGAUCAAUAUAACAAUGCUGGUGCGUCGAUGCUUCCAAAUUAUAUUCCCUUGCAAAGUAAAGAGCCAGAAGAAUCCAAUUGUGGAAUAGUUAAUGACGGUCAUAAAGGAAGGUCUCAAUGCAACAACAGUGAUAGAGAAAGCCAAGAUAGUCAUUGCCCUAGGAAGAGCCAUUCUGAUGAGACUUCAAGGAAGAAAAGGCAAGGUGAAAAAAUGGUUGAAAGAGGAACGGGUGAGAAAUCACUAGAGGGCAGACAGAAUGGUGGAAAGAAGCCUUCUCCGAGUGAUUCAGACAAGGGAGUGCAUCGUCCUUCACCACCACCCAAUAUUGAUGGCAGAUCCUCACUUGACGGUUCAUCUAGAUCUGUUGAAAAGCAAUCACAGGCUGAUAUAGGCACAAAUUGUUACCAGCAUUUGGACCCUAGGUUUUCUGAUUCAUAUUCGCAGCAGCGUGGAACACCUUAUGGCGGAAGCUGGGCCAGCAAUCAUGAUGACAUGAAUAGAAGGCACAGCACUAAUAUUCACGAGUCUUAUUCACUCAACAUCCAUGGAUUGUCCAGUGGUGGCAAUAUGGAGGAGCAAUCAACACGAUGCAUGGCGAAUGUCACAGAAUUUGUUAGACAGCCACAAGUUCACCUUUAUGGGCUACAAGGUGCCGAUCCUGCUCGGUGGAAUUAUCCAAGUGGGCGAUAUCUGGGAUAUGGCCAUAUGGAACCAGCACCAGCUAUCCCUUACGGGCAUAUGGGAUCGGCAGCAGAACCACCCUAUAUGAUGAAUAUGUCAGCGAUGCAGCGAUAUGCUCCCCGGCUAGAUGAAUUAAACCAUACAAGGAUGAGUAGUUUGGGUCCCGAGCCAUCCAUGCAGAAUAGAAAUGGCAGUUAUGAUCCUAGAGCACCGGGAGCUGGAUACCGGUUUGAUUCGAUGGGCUUUGCUCCUGGUCCUCAGCAUCCUUACCCACACCACUCAGCAGGCUGGCUAAAUGAGUAGAUGUAGUCGGAAGCCUUUUCCUUGAAGUGGUGAUGUAAAAAAAUUAGCGACCUCAAGCUGUGUGCUGUGUAUGCUGCAAGCCUGAAAUGUAUGUGCCAUUCCAGUUUCUACCUCAUCAUUACAUGGUUAUUGGCAAUUAAAAAAAAAUCAAUUUAUCUCA